GAGCAGUUGCCACGGCAACGGCCGAUCGCGCGGCCGGACGUAGUAAAGAUGGCGGUGACUGGCUGGCUGGAGAGUCUGCGGGCGGCCGAGAAGACGGCGUUGCUGCAGGACGGAAGAAGAAAGGUGCAUUAUUUGUUUCCAGAUGGGAAGGAAAUGGCUGAAGAAUACGACGAGAAGACCGGUGAUCUGCUUGUGCGGAAGUGGCGUGUGACCAGUGCCCUGGGAGCCCCGGGCCAGUGGCAGCUGGAAGUGGGAGAGCCGGUGUCCCCCGGAGCAGGCAGCCCGGGGAUGGAGCUCAUCAAGGAGAGCAGUGCCAGCCCCAUCUUCAUGCGCAAGGACACAAAGAUGACUUUCCAGUGGCGGAUCCGGAACCUCCCCUACCCUAAGGAUGUCUACGGUGUCUGUGUGGCCCCAAAGGAGCGAUGCAUCGUUGUCAGGACAACCAACAAAAAGUACUACAAGAAGUUCUCCGUUCCUGACCUAGACAGACACCAGCUACCCCUGGAUGAGUCCUUGCUGAGCUUUGCUCAUGCCAACUGCACCCUGAUAAUCUCUUAUCAGAAGCCGAAGGAGAUCUUGAUGGCCGAGUCAGAGCUACAGAAGGAGCUAAAGAAGGUCCAGACGGCCCACAGCAGUGAUGGAGAUUGUAAGACCCAGUAGCUGGCCCUGCCUUACACCUCGAUGGUGGAGGGUUUUGUGACACUUCUGGCCUGGCCUUGCCGGUGUAGGGCAGCCACCCAGAGCCUGGAGAACUGGCCCAGGAGCACUGUUCGCCCCAGCUCACAGUCUCACUUCCCAAGUAAAGUCCUGAGUUACUGCA
This is a messenger RNA of Fukomys damarensis (Damara mole-rat), 820 nucleotides long. It is a transcript of the gene Dpcd, whose product is annotated as deleted in primary ciliary dyskinesia homolog (mouse). Bases 49 to 660 code for a protein of 203 amino acids. The record is from RefSeq and is a predicted model, not a curated record. The transcript is spliced from 6 exons. Lineage: Eukaryota; Metazoa; Chordata; Mammalia; Rodentia; Bathyergidae.